Molecule: messenger RNA, 246 nt
Organism: Symbiodinium sp. CCMP2592
Lineage: Eukaryota; Dinophyceae; Suessiales; Symbiodiniaceae
Source: the annotation of a GenBank genome assembly
AUGGUGGGGCAUGGCGAGAUCGAGCUGCUUCCGCAAGGUGCUCCUACUCCCGGAGACGGGUUCAACCUGGCAGCCGUGGCCAGGAACGUAAGAUUGCCAGACCGCGAGUGCCGCCGCGUCUACGAGGCUUGGCGCGACUCGGACUUGGCCCUUGGUGGCCGCAAUCGCUUCCUCUGUGCGGGCAGGUGCAUGGUCGGCCCGAACAUCGACAAGCGCUUUCAGCCGAUGGUCCGCAAAAUGUCGUAA